AUGGCCAACAGUUACGAGGUUGGGACUGGGGCGUGGCACCCCGACCCAACGGAGGGCUGGAUCUCCUCCGAGGUCAAGGAGAAGCUGGUUGAUGGUGACAAAGUGACGCUUGUCUUCCUUCUAGAAAAUGGGGAGACCAGAACAGUUGAAACCACUCAAGCAGAGUUACAGGUGCCCAAUAACCCGUCGUUGCCCCCUUUGAGGAAUCCUGCGAUGCUAGAGGCAAGCGAAGAUCUCACGAAUCUGUCACAUUUGAACGAGCCUGCCGUCCUACAGGCCAUAAAACUUAGGUACUCUCAGAAAGAGAUAUAUACGUACAGCGGCAUUGUCCUCAUUGCGACAAACCCUUUUGCUCGGGUGGACUCUCUAUACGUUCCACAGAUGGUCCAAGUCUACGCAGGGAAACAGCGUGCCUCCCAGGCACCGCAUCUUUUCGCCAUUGCGGAAGAAGCUUUUGCGGACAUGCUCCGAGAUGGCAAGAAUCAAACAAUAGUGGUCUCCGGUGAAUCCGGUGCUGGUAAGACCGUCAGUGCGAAAUACAUCAUGCGUUAUUUCGCCACACGAGAAUCCCCAGAGCAGCCUGGUAAAUAUACGUCGGGUAGAGCGGACGCGAUCAGUGAAACGGAAGAACAAAUACUAGCUACCAACCCAGUCAUGGAAGCUUUUGGAAAUGCUAAGACGACACGUAAUGACAACUCUUCCCGUUUUGGAAAAUACAUCGAGAUCAUGUUCGACUCAAAGACGAAUAUCAUUGGAGCGAAGAUCAGGACUUACCUGCUGGAGCGUUCGAGAUUGGUCUUUCAGCCUCUCAAGGAGCGAAAUUAUCAUAUUUUCUACCAACUUGUUGCUGGUGCCACCGAAGCUGAGCGCGAACAGCUGGGUCUUUUGUCAGUGGAGGAAUUUGAUUAUCUGAACCAAGGAGCAACCCCGACGAUUGACGGAGUAGACGACAAGGCCGAGUUCGAGGCUACGCGAAAAUCUCUAUCUACCAUUGGGGUCUCUGAGGACACCCAGGCUGCUAUAUUUCGUGUUCUAGCCGCUCUCCUCCAUCUGGGCAACGUGAAAAUCACUGCCACUCGCACUGACUCCUCACUGUCGCCAACGGAACCUUCUCUUGUGCGUGCUUGUGACAUGCUCGGAAUCGACGUCAAUGAAUUCGCCAAGUGGAUAGUCAAGAAGCAGCUGAUCACGCGAGGAGAGAAGAUCACCUCAAACUUGACUCAGCAACAAGCCAUUGUUGUGCGAGACUCGGUUUCGAAAUUCAUCUACUCCAGUCUGUUUGACUGGCUUGUGGACAGAAUCAACCGUGCUUUAGCCACUGAAGAAGUAUUGAGUAAAGUGAAAUCAUUCAUUGGCGUUCUGGAUAUUUACGGUUUCGAGCAUUUUGCAAAGAAUUCGUUCGAGCAGUUCUGUAUUAACUACGCCAACGAGAAACUACAGCAGGAAUUCAACCAGCACGUGUUCAAACUCGAGCAGGAAGAGUACGUACGUGAACAGAUUGAUUGGACAUUCAUUGAGUUCUCAGACAAUCAACCCUGCAUCGACCUGAUUGAAGGCAAGCUCGGAAUAUUGUCUUUGCUUGACGAGGAAUCUCGCUUGCCUAUGGGCUCCGAUGACCAGUUCGUGACAAAGCUUCAUCAUAAUUUUGCAGGCGACAAACAAAAAUGUUACAAGAAGCCACGAUUCGGGAAAUCCGCUUUCACCAUUUGUCAUUAUGCUGUGGAGGUUACAUACGAGUCCGAAGGAUUUAUCGAAAAGAAUCGAGACACCGUUCCUGACGAACACAUGGAAAUCCUCAAAAAUUCUACCAAUCCUUUUGUGAAGGAAGUGCUCGAUGCGGCUUCGGCGAUUCGAGAAAAAGAUUCUGCUUCUGUUUCAUCGAAGCCGGUGGCGGCACCAGGUCGGAGAAUUGGCGUGGCAGUGAACCGAAAACCCACCCUGGGAGGAAUAUUCAAAUCAUCCCUCAUUGAACUUAUGAACACGAUCAACUCGACAGAUGUCCAUUAUAUUCGUUGUAUCAAGCCCAAUGAAGCAAAGGAGCCAUGGAAAUUCGAAGGCCCGAUGGUUCUAAGUCAACUCAGAGCGUGUGGUGUGCUUGAAACCGUUAGGAUCAGCACUGCAGGCUAUCCGACUCGCUGGACUUAUGAGGAAUUUGCUCUUCGAUAUUAUAUGCUCUGUCACUCGUCGCAAUGGACGUCGGAAAUCAAAGAAAUGUGUCACGCAAUUCUGCGGAAAGCAUUGGGGGACGUCAAUCACCAGAAGCAAGACAAGUAUCAGCUCGGUCUUACCAAGAUUUUCUUCCGUGCUGGUAUGCUCGCUUUCCUCGAGAAUCUUCGAACCUCUAGAUUGAAUGAAUGUGCGAUCAUGAUUCAAAAGAAUCUGAAGCGCAAAUAUUACCGGCGGAGAUAUCUUGAGGCCCGUGAAUCCAUCUUGAAGACCCAAGCAUUGAUCAGAGGCUUCCUGGCGAGGCAGCGUGCAGAAGAUGCGCGCCGGAUCAAAGCGGCUACCACUAUUCAAAGAGUAUGGAGAGGUCAAAAAGAGCGAAAGAAAUACAACGAAAUCCGAAACAACAUCAUUCUUUUUGAGUCGCUUGCUAAAGGGUAUCUGUGCCGACGCAACAUCAUGGACACCAUCCUUGGCAAUGCGGCAAGAACAAUACAGCGUGCAUUCCGCUCCUGGAGACAGUUAAGAGCGUGGCGACAAUAUCGCCGGAAAGUCAUUAUCAUCCAGAAUCUCUGGAGGGGCAAGAAAGCUCGAAGACAAUACAAAAAAUUGCGUGAAGAGGCAAGGGAUCUCAAACAGAUUUCUUACAAGUUGGAAAAUAAAGUCGUGGAGUUGACUCAGUCUCUCGGAUCACUGAAACGUGAGAACAAGUCUCUCCUGGCCCAACUUGAAAAUUACGAAAGUCAGUUGAAAUCAUGGAGAAGUCGACACAACGCCUUGGAAACCCGCUCAAGAGAACUUCAGGCCGAAGCCAAUCAAGCUGGUAUUACAGCGGCGCGGCUGACGGCCAUGGAAGAAGACAUGAACAGACUUCAGCAGAAUCACAACGAAGCUCUCGCGACCAUCAAGCGCCUUCAGGAAGAGGAGAAGAUAUCGCAGGAGUCCAUUCGCUCUGCUGACCGCGAGCUUGAGAGGCUGAGAAAGUUGAAUUCUGGCCAUGAGAGUGAGAAGGCAUCCCUCCGUCAGCAAAUCAUGGAACUACAAGAACAGCUGGAGAUUGCCAGAAGAUCGCUGGCUGCAAAUGGUGGAAACGGAGAGAUGCAGAACGGCAAUGCUGUCCAGCCUCCUGCAAAUGGUCUCAUCAACUUGGUAUCCUCUAAGAAGUCAAAGCCGAAACGAAGAAGUGCAGGAGCAGAGAGGAUCGAGACAGAUCGGUUCAGCGGUGCUUAUAACCCUAGACCCGUCUCCAUGGCUGUUCCUAGUUCUACCGGUAUCCGCCAGAACCUAUCAGGGUCUACUUUCUCUCCUGGAAUGGAUUCUAUCGAAGAAGAGCUGGAGACUCUCUUGUCUGAAGAGGAAGAGCUGAAUGAAGAGGUGACCAUGGGUCUCAUACGCAAUCUCAAGAUACCUCUUCCCGGUUCCAAUCCUCCUCCGACAGAAAAAGAAGUCUUGUUUCCUGCUUACCUCAUUAACCUUGUUACCUCCGAGAUGUGGAACAACGGUUUUGUGAAGGAAUCUGAGAGAUUUCUUGCCAAUGUCAUGCAGUCAAUCCAACAAGAAGUUAUGCAACAUGAUGGCGACGACGCAAUCAAUCCCGGUGCUUUCUGGCUUUCAAACGUGCAUGAAAUGCUUUCCUUCGUAUUUUUGGCAGAGGAUUGGUAUGAAACACAGAAAACUGACAACUACGAAUACGAUCGUCUGCUGGAAAUCGUGAAACACGACCUGGAGAGCUUGGAAUUCAACAUUUAUCAUACUUGGAUGAAGGUGUUGAAGAAAAAGCUCUACAAGAUGAUCGUUCCGGCUAUUAUUGAGUCCCAAUCACUUCCAGGCUUUGUUACCAGUGAAACCAACCGGUUCCUCGGGAAGCUCUUGCCUUCAAAUAACCAACCAGCUUACAGUAUGGACAACUUGCUCAGUCUUCUCAAUAGUGUUUACAAGGCUAUGAAAGCCUACUACCUCGAGGAUUCAAUCAUCACGCAGACCAUCACUGAACUUCUGCGGUUGGUUGGUGUUACCGCUUUCAAUGAUCUUCUCAUGCGAAGGAACUUCCUCUCGUGGAAGCGGGGCCUUCAGAUCAACUACAAUAUCACUCGGAUAGAGGAGUGGUGCAAGAGUCACGAUAUGCCCGAAGGAACCCUGCAGCUCGAACAUCUCAUGCAAGCAACCAAGCUUCUCCAGCUUAAGAAGGCGACGUUGAAUGACAUCGAGAUCAUUCAAGACAUCUGUUGGAUGCUAUCUCCAAGCCAAAUUCAGAAGCUCCUGAACCAGUAUCUGGUGGCGGACUACGAGCAACCGAUCAAUGGAGAAAUCAUGAAAGCUGUGGCUUCUAAAGUUACCGAAAAGAGCGAUGUGCUCCUUUUGAAUGCCGUGGAUAUGGAAGACAGCGGUCCUUAUGAGAUCGCUGAACCGCGUGUAAUCACGGCUCUGGAGACUUAUACUCCAUCUUGGCUCCAAACGCCUCGCCUGAAACGCAUUGCCGAAAUUGUGUCUGCCCAGGCAAUGGCUCAACAAGAAAAACUUGACAUGGAAAAUGGUGCCAUUGGCGCCGAAUAG
Messenger RNA from Rasamsonia emersonii CBS 393.64, 4716 nucleotides. RefSeq names its product Myosin ATPase. The transcript has 7 exons. The record is from RefSeq and is a predicted model, not a curated record. Lineage: Eukaryota; Fungi; Ascomycota; Eurotiomycetes; Eurotiales; Trichocomaceae. Gene Ontology annotation, molecular function: microfilament motor activity; ATP binding; actin filament binding. Gene Ontology annotation, cellular component: myosin complex; vesicle; cytoplasm. Gene Ontology annotation, biological process: vesicle transport along actin filament; actin filament organization. The coding region runs from base 1 to 4716 and encodes 1571 amino acids.